Molecule: messenger RNA, 1679 nt
Organism: Leptidea sinapis
Lineage: Eukaryota; Metazoa; Arthropoda; Insecta; Lepidoptera; Pieridae
Gene: Tmhs
Product: LHFPL tetraspan subfamily member 3 protein
Exons: 4
Coding region: 206-1042 (278 amino acids)
Biological process (GO): sensory perception of sound
Cellular component (GO): plasma membrane
Source: RefSeq, a predicted model, not a curated record
GCUAAGAGCCGAAGCCGUGCCGUGCUAGUUCCGACUAACGAGUAACGACUACGACCACGAUUCACGAUUGCCGGAUUAGUGCCAUGCGAAAAGCUCGUUGUGUUAGUCGUUUCGUGCAGUUCACUCAAAUAUUUCGUGACAUUUAUCGGAUAACUUAAAACUUUACCCGGAAUGACAAUAUAAAGUGCAUAUAUAGUGAAACAAUAUGGGUUCAAAAAUUGAAUACGUUGACUCAUCGCAUUUAUACGCUACGAAUUAUGUGCGUAAUUCGAAAGCGAUUGGAGUGCUUUGGGCCAUAUUCACGAUCUGUUACGCGAUUAUCAGUGUCGUUGCCUUCGUAACUCCGGAGUGGAUUGGUGAUCUUGAGACUGAAUACCCUAGGAAGUUCGGUUUGUGGCAAAUCUGCAAAGCUGACGACGUGGUGGAGGACUGCAAGGGCAGGCUCGAUGAGUUCAUGUCUAUCAAUGGAUUUGUGUUCAAAGUGUGUACGGUGUUAGUGGCUGCAGCUGUUGCCUUUGCCCUGUUUACAUUGUGUUCUUUGCUUUUGUUUUUCUUCUGUCAGUCUACGACUGUUUUUCACAUAUGCGGCUGGUUACAACUUUUAUCUGCGCUGUGCAUGGUAGCCGGCGUCGCGGUGUACCCUGCUGGAUGGAACGAGACCUCGGUGCAGGAGACAUGCGGACCGACAGCUGACCUCUACAACAUGGGUCGGUGCCACAUCCGCUGGGCUUACCUGCUGGCAAUGAUCGGCUGCCUGGACGGGAUCGUGCUGGCGACCCUCGCCUUCAUCCUGGCCACCAGGCACGUGCGUCUUCAACCGGACACCAACUACCCAUCAGCGUCUCUUUAUAAAGGUGAAGUGAACAACGCAUAUGUGACCGACGCGACAUCUAUGUCGGGCUCAAGAAAGUCUCUAGCGCUACAGCCGGUGCUCAUUAUGCAUCCACACGCUCCGAUAGAUGGCGACACUUACUCUCACUACUCGGGACGAACUGCGCGCUCGAAACAUGGAAUGUACGCUAACUCUAUGCAUAACUAUUAGCUUUAAUUUAGAAAAUAAACAAACAUUGUAAAUUAAUUAUUAAAUUUUGUCAAUUUUGAAAGAUUAUGGCUACUGCGUACCUGUACCGCUAAAAGGCAAUAAAAAAUAUAAUUCAUGUGAUUUUCUUGAAUGAAAUAGGGGUACAAAGUACAAAAGUUGGUUGAUUGUAAGAUUUUUAUAUUCUGAAAAAGUAGUAAAUAACUCCCUUGUUGUAUGUAAAUAUAUUAAGAGUUUAUAGUUAUAAAAUAGCUUAAGUCUAUGCCUAUAUGUCUGUCUAAAUUAUUGCUUAGAAAUAUGUGCCUCAAGUUUAUAAAAUAACACAGCAACCUCUGCGAAUUUCAAUUUAUAAAACUCAAUUCAAUUUUAAUUUGUAACUCAUUUUAAAUCAAUUUAAAAACUUUAUUUUAUAUUUAAUUAAGUACAUAUACUUUCUUUUCCAUUAAGAAAUAAAUCAUAACCAUUAAUUGCAAUGACACCCAUAAUAGUUAAUUUUACUUAUUAGUUGAAAAUAAAUGAAAUUAUAAAACUGUACUAGGUAUUAUAAUAAAGACAGUAACAUAAGUACAAAAUGAUUUAUAAAAACAACGAAAACAAUGUGCCUUCAGAAAGAAUAAUAUUAAAUGUAAUGUUUUUGUAA